Pelobates cultripes (western spadefoot toad) is the source of this 718-nucleotide messenger RNA. The record is from the annotation of a GenBank genome assembly. Lineage: Eukaryota; Metazoa; Chordata; Amphibia; Anura; Pelobatidae.
AUGAGGCCACAUAGAACAACCAUAAACACAUGCCCCCCAUUCAGGAAGGACAACCACACAACGCACCACGCAUAUACGACCUCACACGUACUCAUGAGCAAUGAGCACAACACAAACCACCCUAAUCGGACCGUCCUGGAGACUGACACACAGACCCAGCCGCAUGAAAACACAAGAAACCAGACCUGCCGCACCGCUAACCAGCUCCUUGAGACCGAGAUCCGCUCAGCACAUAUAUUGGCACUCCUGAAUGCAUAUCGACUUUUUCGGAUGCGGUAACGACCUUCCACUCCAUACGCUCUCUCCAGACUCAGGGUACUAUCCACAUGAAAGCGAUUACUAUGACAUUAAGCUCUGAACAACAACAAAACCUAACCACGAAUAAAUAAAGGAGAACAGUAUCACCCCUAUGGGUAAGCAAGCCCACCCACAGCGACCAAGUGACCAGGUCUCACGUAUAUCAUGGGCGGGUUGGCAAGAUUGGCAAGACUCACAUGGCAAUCACCCCUACACGAAAAGCCACCCAGCGAUAGACCGCCCUGUCAUACUGCACACAAACCCACAGGCCACUGACUUCCCCAACCCAACCCAUCACUUACCGAACAGGUAUGGCCGCAGUGAGGCCCCAGCUUGCGUCUCCCUGCUACCUACGAGUUUCCUCCCCUCAUCUUUGACUAUUAAGUUUUAUGAUCCAUGCCUCAUCACAACACCUACCUAG